UAGAGCAGGAGAGAAGAGAGAGAGAAAGCAAGCGAGCAGAGCUCUCCGAGAGAGCUUCGUGUUUGUGUCUGUGUGUGCAGCUGCUCCUUAUUUCGAGAAAGGAAGAGUGCUGCGAUGCGAGGCGUCUAGAGUUUGUGUAUGUGUGUGUAUUAUGUGCGCGGGUGUUUGUGUAUGUGCAUGAGUUGCCAAGGUGGAAGAAGACGGUCCUGCUGGUGCUUGCCCUGGUGCAAAGUGUUUGUCGCGAGCACAUGCCAAAACUCACAGCCGCCCCUCGACAAGACUGCUGUGCUUUCUUUUCGAGCUCUGAGACCUGCUGGCCAAGGACUUGGACAAUUGCAGCCUGCUGUACAAGAACCAAGCAUGGGUGGCUAAGACUGAAGGAUAGAGCAUGGCUCGCUCGAAGGCAACAGCAUGCGCGAGAAGUCGUCGGAAUGUCAUGCCCAGGCGAGUCACCACUUGAUAACGAUGACCGAGAUGUGUUCCCGGGAGUCGGGACCCGGCGUGCUUCAGCACCAUUCAAGCAUCGCCAAGGCCAAUGGCAAGAACCCGUCCAGCCCUCAGCAUCAGCCACAACACUCGCCCCAGCCCCACCAGAUGGUGCACACCCAGUCACAGCAGCCGCGCGCUUCUGACGGCCGGCUACUUGGUGGCCAGGAAGACGAGGGCCACACUAGCAAUGGGAACAAUCUGCCCACCCCAGGAGGCCGGCUCAAGUUCUUCAAGGAUGGCAAGUUCAUCUUGGAGCUGUCGCAUCGUAGAGACGGCGAAAGGACCACGUGGUUUCCUGUACCCAAAAAGACCUUCUGGCCGCCGGCCAGCGUCACUCCAAGCCGCCAGGAGAGCUCGGCCUCUCUCAGCGUUUCAGACGAUAACUCGUCGAUCCAGUCAAGCCCGUGGCAGCGCGACCACUGCUGGAAGCAAACGAGUCCAAGGCGCAACAUUUCGACUGAGUUUAAUUUUUAUUACCGACGCAAUCCUAAGGCGCGAUUAAGCGUCCAUCCGAGACUGAUAGCUCGCAAGAGACGGCAACCACUGGAUACUAGUUCCUCGCUGGCGCUGCUGCAGGAGUCGGCCGCGAAUCGCCAGAAAUCCAAGCAGCAGUCACAGCUACCACAACCACCGCCUAUUGUGCGCAAGCUCAAUGGUGGCACCACACCUCCCAACAAAAGUCUGAACAUCAUCAUUGAAAAGCUUGCUCGCCUACUGGAAUCGAACGUCGUGUCACCUCGCAAGCGCAUUCUACGUGAACUCGAAAGGGUCAGUCUCGAGGACCAGGCGUCCAAGCGUAGAGCCACACCACUACAGCCCGCAAACAGUACAAUGGCAAACGAGACGGCACCCCCAGCAUUAAAGCAACUAUCGUCAUACAGUAUCACAAGCAUCCUGGGUGAAGAUAAGAUCUCGCCAAGUAUUGAGAACGAGCCAGGUUUCUUGCGGAAUCUCCUCAAGCCGCAGGAUCAUCAUCAUCAUCACCGACAUCACCAUCAAUCUCAUUCGCCGCAACAUCAGCCUCAUCGCUCGCCGCAACAUCAGGCCCAUCGCUCACCACAACACCAGUCUCACCGCUCGCCCCAGCAUCAGCCACAUUGCUCGCCCCAGCACUCGCACUCUCCUCAACACCACUUAUCACCGCCACCGGUGUAUCAUCCGCGCUCGAAUAGGCUUGAGUCGACGUUACCAACCACAGCUUACUUGAGCCCCAAUGCUGCCCCGUCAAUCCAUCAGCCGCUCUACGGUCUGCCAAUAUUGCCACCCACGGCCUACAGGACGCCACCCUUCUGCUGGAUGCACUACACACAGCCAGUACAUUAUCCGCCCCCGAUGCCCCUGUACGCAGCGCCGCCCCAGCCGCCCCCGCACACUCCGUCGCCCUCACCGCCUGCCCAUCGUUACAAGGACUACAGGGAACAGACCCUUACGCCUCCUGCGGAUAAGCCACUGAACUUGUCCAAGCAUGCAAGUUGAAUCUCAAAAUCCCAAACGUUGGUGCCUUAUUGUUGGACAGAUUAUAAAUGAAAUUACAUUAGAUAAUAGAUAAUAUGCGCAAACACUGCCUGUGCAACGUCGACGAACACACAUAUGUUAGUAUUUUUGUAUCCCUAAAACAAAAUAGAAAGUACAUAUACCUAGUAGGUAAAUAUUUGAAAUAAAAGCGCUUAGCUGCUAUUUUUUAGGAGUCGAGAUUCUCACAGCUGUUUAAGACUUAUUCUGCUUAGAUGGGUAUAUUUACUCUAAAAUUUCAGCCGAUAGUUAAAAAAAUUACUUUCAAGAUAAAAAUGUUCCUAAAAAAUGAAUUAUGAUAUUCUUACAAAUUAUUAGACUUUCCACCUAUUGAAUCGUCCAACUAUUACCGUUAUCAGUUAACAUUCAUUUUUUCGCUCAUAAACUCCAAAGUAUUCCUAAGUAUGAAAAAAAAUUUUGUAUCAAGGUUUCUUGUACGAAGUUUUUGAAAAACAUUCGAGCAAUUUUGUUGAAAAUUUCAUCUAAAUUAGUCUUGAUUUCUUAAGCAAAUGGUACUCUUCUGCUAUUAAAUGGCGAAUCUGAAACUUACUUGUUCUUUGUACAAGCAUAAUAAUGCAUAUAUUUUAAUAACUUUAAUCUUAUUUAAGUAAUUCUUAAUAAAGUAUCAAGCUUUAAAAAAUCAGCAUUUCUUACAUUGCCUUCCCUAGCCUCUAUUAAUGCUUGGUAAGGGAUGUUGUUUCUUCGAAAAAAACUAGAUCCCAAAAAUUAGUUCCAACCUUCAAAACCAUUACUUCAAAUUAAAAAAAUAUUGAAAAUUUGCAGUCUUAAAUUUAUAGUAAGUUUUAGAAAUACGUUAUCGUGCAGAAUAUUAAUGUAGAGACUUAAAUUAUCAUUCUGGAGUUUUUACCUACAUCAAUAAUGUUUACUAUGUUAAAACAGUAAAAGUCAUUGAGCGCCUACCAAAAUUUCUCACUACUCGAAUUAACAUGAUCAAAUAAACUGUGUUGUUCAACUUAUCAGCACUUAUAAUAAAAUAAUUCAAAAAAUUAUGAGGUCCCUACGAUCAGAAAACUCAGCAUAGAUGGUGGACUGUAGCUAAGAAAAAAAUGGCAUCACUGACACACUGUUACUCUAAGUGACGACAAUAUAAGGUAAUGUGGCCUUACUUUUGUGACAUUAAAUCCGUCAGGCUGACGUCAGGAGAUAAUGAAUAGUACAUUUUUGUAAAUGACCGUAGGGACCUCAUCGAUGGUUAGUUACAUAUUCGGUUACUUACAAUCUUUGACCGAAAUCACAAAAUCCACCAUAUCAUGAGAAAAUUAUUAUAAUCUAUGAAUGAGCAGAACAUUAAGAUUUACAAACAGUGCGUUAUAGGUAGGCGGGUGCAUUGUCCUGGUGCGAAAAUCACAAUUUUUUUUUUAUAACUCCGAUCGUUUUUUAUAAAAUUGCUCUCGCAGUGUUUCCAAAACACUCAAAUGAAAAUUUUGGUUCGCAUUUUAACCCUCUAGAACCUGUUCAAGCAUCACGAUGCCGUGAAUGUAAAAAAAAAAAAACAGACACGGGUAUGACCUGUAACGUUGGUCAUUAUCGGUUCUCUCACUGGAUCGUCAAAAAAUCUUUUGAAUCAUUCCGAAACACGUGCAUGGGAUGAAAUAUUCUCACCAUAAGUCUCUUCAAAUAAUUUGUAGCACUUAACAGGAGUUUUUUUAAUUUCACGAAAAAUUUCACACUAAUUCGUCGCUGGUGUUUUUCGUUACACAUUUUAAUGGUUCAGGAAAAAAACACGUUCGUUUCUAACCUAUAUAGUUAAACUACCACUACAGCAGCCAUAAGGAUGUAUUUUUGUCAUAGAAAUAAGAUGAAUAGAGAUUUUUAUUGUUCUGUCACGAAAUCAAUUAUUAAGUUAGGUAACUAGUCUGGAAAUGACGCUUGUAUCGCGAUUACUUUUCUGCAUUAUAAUUUGUAUCGUUACAUUUGCUAAGAAUCUCACAAAAUAUUUUCUUCUUACAUAUGUUACAAUUUUCCAAUUCAAGGCCUGAAAAAUGUUUAAAAAAAUUUUCAUCCCAUCGCGAUAUACGUUAAAAAGUAAAAAUACUUUAAACUUUAAAUAUUUAAAAAAUACUUCCAAACAAAAAUUGAUGCUUUGAUGAAGAUAAAUGGUGGAAUGAUGUAUUGAAGCAAGCUUUGUAAAGUACGUUUAGACAGAAAAUUCGUACUUAUAAAAUAAAAUUUAAUUUUUAAAAUACCAAAAAAUCUGAGUUAAUAACCAUAUGUAUCUGCUGACAUACGACCAUAAUGUAUGCCUUAAUCAGCAUUAGUUCACUUUACAGCUACUUAAAACAAAAUAGCAUUAUCAGUUAUCAAUACUUAUAGAAACAUCAAUGAUAUAUCACUAAUUUUAUAACUAACCUCAGUCUUUCGUCCUUUUCUAUGUCAAGCAUCAGUAGGUAAUCAAAUGUAAAUUCAAUCCUAACUUUUAUAGAUUUAAAUUAUUUUUAUUCUUUGGCAUGGUGCAAUCAACAAUAAAUUAUUUUUAAAAGAUAGCUGCACUUAAACUUCACGAAAGUACGUACUGAAAAAUUUUAAGUAUUUUGAAACAGUAGUAUAAUUUAAAUAACGUGUUUAGCAGUACUCAUAACAAAAUGCCCCUCAAACUGCACAAAAAUACUUAUUUUUAUAUGUAAUCUGAUUUGCUAAAUUUUAAAAACUUAUUGACAGUAACUACUUUUUUUGUAAAAUAUAAAAUAUCUAAAUUUUUUUAAAACUAGCCAACUAAAGGUAGUAUUCCAGAGAUUUUUUCUUAUACUUAUUAUUUGAGCUUUGAAAAUAGUCAAAUUUUAGUAUGGUCAAAAUUACAGUUUAGUCUGCGGUCCAAUAAAUAAGAUAUUUACUUGCAAAUUAACAAUGAAUAGUAUGAGAUGGAUUGGUGGACGGGCAAAAACCUUGUAUAUUUUUGUCACUUACAAAAUAAGUUUUCUUGGAGUUGAUUGAAAAAAUGAAUUUAUGAUUAUUUAAAGUACUAAAAAAAUGUAGUAAAAUUUUGUGUAGCGCUUCUCAUACUAAACGUCGCGAAAUUUUAAUGAAAAAAACAAUACUUGACAUGAACAAUAUAUAUUCUAAAUCUCAUAUAAAAUCAGAUUUACAUAUUUUGAUUCGUAUCGACAGCACUGUUCCUGUAAGAUAGUACGGUUUUUUAAACGACUUUUAAUUUUGAUAAGGAUGUACGUACAUAUUUUGUAUGGCUAAACUUUAAGCAAAUAUGCAUAGUUGCCAUACCUCGAUACGCAACACAGAAAGAUGAAUUUAGCUCUUCUGUGCAUGGAAGGUGAGUUUAAUAAGCGAGUAGCUUUUAACCUCUACUCCAUUAAUAAAAAUACAUUGUUGCGUUAAAAAUUGUAUUAUUAUUUGUGCACAAUUGUUCCAGUAUACUACCUUAAUUGGCUAGUGCGUAAGUAUAACGCUUCUAUAUAUCUACGUGAUAUCUUGUGAAUUUCGGAUAGUCACGUGCUUUACUUUUUUAUUUACCAAGGAAGGUAUUUUGAAAAUUACAAAACUUUUAAUGCUACUAAGAAUUGUUAGUAUGUAUUUUGGUCUUGAGCACGAUCUCGAAACAGCGCCCCCAUCUACCAUCUAAAAACCAUUAGUUUUAAUUAAAAAAGUACAGUACUAAGUUUGUUCGGGUGUGUUGACAUGAACUGUAUGUACACAUACAUAUUAUACAUAGUAAUUUCUUUUUUUGUUGAAAGCCAAUCGUUUUCAAGUUGCUCGAUAAGGGUGCUGUUUCAGAAUUACGCUCGAAGUCAACGUAUAACAAACUUAAUGAAUUUUUAUUUUCUUAAACCCUGAUGGUCAUAAAAUUUUUUUUGACAUGUUAUAUCUGUUU
Messenger RNA from Copidosoma floridanum, 5845 nucleotides. RefSeq names its product transcriptional corepressor hairless (gene H). The record is from RefSeq and is a predicted model, not a curated record. NCBI's taxonomy places the organism in Eukaryota, Metazoa, Arthropoda, Insecta, Hymenoptera, Encyrtidae.